AUACUUACGAGAAAACCGAGGCUUGGGGAGAUAAAACUUUUUUGGGGAAAUUACUAUCAGCCUGUCAAGGAUUUAAACUAGAUUUUGACCCCCUAGAUGAUAGCAGUGAAAUAAGUUGGGAAGAAUGGGUCGAAUUAUGUAAAAAGGAAAAGAAAACUCCUACUCCUACUAACUUCUAUUUAGAACAAAUUACUCGAUAUUUAAAACGGAAAGAAAAAGAAAAAGCCCCCGUAGGAAGUUUGACGGGACUUGCCAUUGAUAAACAAAAAGAAUUAGCCGAGGGAUUAAUUAAGGCCUGA
Molecule: messenger RNA, 299 nt
Organism: Racocetra persica
Lineage: Eukaryota; Fungi; Glomeromycota; Glomeromycetes; Diversisporales; Gigasporaceae
Source: the annotation of a GenBank genome assembly